CUGUUGUAUAUAUAGACAGAUAUAUGGAGUCAGGAUGUCAAGACGUACGUUAACACAGAAUAUUCAUGAGCAGUAAACUCGUUUAUUGUUGAGAGAAACUGUGCAUCCUGUGAAAUUUGUUAAGAUAGAAUCAUGCGUCUCCUCUACUUACUCUUGCUAGGCCUCGUAGUGCUCAAUAGGAUCGAAGCUCAAACGAAGCCGAAAAUCUACUAUCUUCAUAUCAAGUCCGAUAUCAGAUAUAGAUUUGCUACGACAGUCGUCACAAGUAAGGUUGUGAACCCUGACCUUAAGUCACAUGAAUCAACAUUUGACGUCACACUUCCCAACGAGGCAUUCAUCAUUAACUUCACCUUAACUGUGGGGACUAAGACGUAUGUCGGUAACGUCACGACAAAGGAGACGGCUCGAGAGGUGUAUUUAAGAGACAAGAGCAAAGGCAAAUCUGCAGCACAUAUCUCCGUGAAGCCGAGGGAAACAAAUACGUUUUAUAUCCAGGUCAACGUCGCUGCAGAACAGAAGGUAACGUUUGAGCUACGUUACCAGGAAUUGCUACAACGGAAAUUGGGUUCCUAUAAUCACGUGGUCUAUGUGAAGCCUGGAGAACCCGUAGCCGAUCUGAGAAUUGAGAUGGACAUUGAGGAAUCAAGAAAAUUAAUUAAGCUGAGAAUCCCACCAAUCGAGAGUGACCUGUUCACCAUAAAAGAUCAAAAAGAUGCCAAUGCAGCUACUACCAUAACACGUCCGUCUGCCAAGCGUGCACACAUAUUGUUUGAGCCCACACUUAAAAUACAGACAGCGCAAGGCGGUCCGAAUGGGCUGGAUUGUCAGUUCAAGGUCAAAUAUGACGUGGAUAGGAAAACUGACGGUGGCGACAUCCUGCUGGUUAACGGAUAUUUUGUGCACUUCUUUGCUCCGAGUGGUAUAAAACCGAAGCCAAAGGAUGUUGUUUUCAUACUUGAUAAAAGUGGAUCUAUGAACGGGCGAAAAUUAGACCAGUUGAAGCAAGCCAUGUCCACUAUUUUGUCCAAGAUACAAUCCAAGGAAAGAGUAAAUAUCUUAACAUUCAGUUCAAGUGUUCACCCAUGGGAGGUUGUUGAAAAACUCAUCCAUGCAACCGCCGCAAAUAUUAAACGUGCAGCCACUUUCGUCAACGAAACGUAUGCAAAUGGAGGUACAAAUAUUGAGGGUGCUAUAGGAAGAGGGGUUGCCUUACUAGACGAACGGAAAGACAAGACAAGAGCACCAGUUCUUAUAUUUCUUACUGAUGGGGAGCCUACGAUCGGCCAGAUCAAUCCAGAAGUAAUACUGAAGAAUGUGAUUAAAUUCAACGAAAACAAAAUUCCCAUUUUCGCUCUUGCCUUUGGUAGAGGUGCCGAUUAUGAUUUCAUUAAAAAAUUGGCUGCUCAAAAUAAUGGCUUUGGUCGCAAAAUCUACGAGGACUUCGAUGCUGCCAAUCAAAUCUCAGACUUUUACUCGGAAAUUUCAGCAAUUCUGUUGCAAAACGUUACUUUUAAAUACCUGCCUGGUUCUGUAGAUGAAAAAACAUUGACAAAAAGGAAGGUUCCGAACAUCUUUGAAGGAUCCGAAGUUGUUGUAGCUGGUAUGAUGGCGGGUGAUGUAAUGUACGAUAUUAAGCCAAAUGUUAUUGCUACCGAUUUAAAUGGAGAGCUCAGUCUUGACGUACCAUCAGAUGGAGUGGUGCGACUCAAAUUUACAACAAAUAAAGACAUUAAUGCUAUAACAGAAAAGAUAUGGGCUUAUCUUAAAAUUAAACAGUGGUUGCAACAGAUGUACGCGUCAACAAGUGAGAUGGUACAAGAAGAAUUAAAACAGAAUAUUACGACAUUGGCGUUAAAGUACAACUUUGUGACUCCAUUUACAUCAAUGGUGGUAUCCUUGCCGGAAAACUUACAUUCGUCGCUCGUUGAUCCUCUAAUGGACAGUCCUGCUAACGAAAGAAUGCAUCCAUCGCAAGACCUUUCACUCUUUCACAACAAUCAAAUGCUGAGCUCCGAUCCAGGCAUGGCCGAUCUAGUUGAUGUCAUAAACAAUGGACCCAUCCUUGCCACCGUGGCACCAGAUGCCGGGUUGUCUCCAAUACCUACUAGUAACAGUGUUACAGGACCAUCCGGGAACUCUAGGGGUGCUUCGUCAUCAGGGACCUUUGCUAGUAAAGUGACAGUUGAUAAGAACAGAACAACGGGCAGCAAGAAAAACUUCAAAUCUAACAUACCGCCGCAUGACAGUACUUCCGGCUAUACACUGGUUGGUGUUAAAGGCAUUGCUUUACCACUGUGUCUGGAAAACCCCAGUAAGGCGGAGGAAACAAAGCGAUACACUCUUUUUCGGGAUUUAGACUCGGGUACAGUUGUAAGCGUUGAGUUUACCGACUCCCCAAAUCGAAUAACACGUAUCACGUACGUCAGAAUUAAUGCUCAGACCGUGACUGAAUUAUUCCCUACACACUUGGUUGAGAAUGGAGUGAGACGAGAUUGGAUUUCUAACACAUUUUACACUUACGUGCAUGGAAGUCAAGGGUCAGGGGUCAAACUCGAGGUGACGUCACUUAGCAACAACAGACUCAUCGUUCACUUUGAUUAUACGGAAAAUUUAUCCGAAAACAUCGACGGAUCUUUAGCCCUUCCUAUAAGAGGUGAAAUUAAAGACAACCAUAACUUUCAAGGAUUUCAAUAUGACCAAAUGAAGGAACUUUCCUUGUUGGCCAAGAAGACAAGGAAAGUGCGCAUGAUGAUACCAGUGACAUUAAGUAGUGUUAUGAACUGCUGGAUCGUCCGGUCAUCUUUAUGUUGGACGUUGCAGCCAACUGUGUGAUUAUAUGAACUUCUCUAUGAGUCUGCUGCUUGUAACCGUUAUGCUGGUUCGUUGUAACGAACCACGCCGGACAGAAUGGACACCGGCAUAUUUCAGUGCAAUUAACGCCAUUUCAAUAAAACAAAUGCUUUGUGGUAUUGAGAACACUUAUAUUACGUUUUUAUUUGUUUGAACGUACCAGUUUAAUAAAAAUGUAAGCUAU
Molecule: messenger RNA, 3034 nt
Organism: Mizuhopecten yessoensis (Yesso scallop)
Lineage: Eukaryota; Metazoa; Mollusca; Bivalvia; Pectinida; Pectinidae
Product: inter-alpha-trypsin inhibitor heavy chain H4-like
Exons: 12
Coding region: 133-2832 (899 amino acids)
Source: RefSeq, a predicted model, not a curated record